Gamsiella multidivaricata is the source of this 2973-nucleotide messenger RNA. RefSeq lists its product as uncharacterized. Lineage: Eukaryota; Fungi; Mortierellomycota; Mortierellomycetes; Mortierellales; Mortierellaceae. Bases 1 to 2973 code for a protein of 990 amino acids. The transcript is spliced from 5 exons. The record is from RefSeq and is a predicted model, not a curated record.
AUGACCAAGAACACCCCGGGAUCUUCAUCUACUGCACAGCCGCAAACUCUGGCUCAACGACUCUCGCGGCCUUCUAUCAGGAACUCGGGCAUCCAUACUGGGUCUGAUGCCAGGGAAGUGUCCGAGGCCGAGGACCAGGACAGGACUCCGAAGCCGCAACAUCAGACCAUCGGCAUCAAGUCCUCCUCGGAGACCCUCAAGGCAAAGGAUUCUAUGGCAGUCGCGUCCAGAACCUCCACUCCUCUCACCACUGACUCCAACACACUCUCAAACACCUCUUCCUCGACAGCUGUCUCGAAUGACAAGUUGGAUGCCAAUCUUAAAGAGCUUGAAGAUGACCCGCCCUUGACGUCUCGCAGGUUCGGCCUCGGCAGCAAGAAGAAGCGUCAGCAGCGGCAGGCACAGGAGCGCGAGGAGCGCAGGCUAAAGGAGGAAGCCAAUGAGGCCCUGCGGAAAAAGCACGGCGAGUAUCAUCCGCCUGGACACAGCCAGGGUCAGAUCCAUACGCAUCGACCUCAGCGGCAUCAUGAUCAUCAUCAGCUCGAACGGUCGCGGUCGCGGAGCAAUAUCAAGUCUUCGUACCCGCCUUCACGUAGUCAGAGCUCCAUCAGAGUCGUCUCGCCCGAGCCUCGGUCACUGGUGUCGCCAUCUCCAACGCCGUCAUCGACCUCUUCAGCAUAUUCUUCGCGCCAGAGCAGCGUUUCCCGUGGACGGAGUCGUCCCACGAGUCCCAUCCGAGACAUGGUUGCGAUACCAAUAGACUUCACGAACCCACACAUGAGCGAUCUCAGGGAUUUGGAUGCGGAGGGCAUGCUAUCGGAACACUGGGAGACUAACAGCGAGAGCGAGGACGAGCAGGACCUCGAGCAGCGUCGCAAGGAGAAUCGGGCUUCGAGGGGUUAUGGACGCGGCAAGGACCAUCAGCGUAAUACGUCCGUCGAUACGGACAGCAGCUACCGAACUGGGAACUCAUCUGUGGUACACUUUGACCUUCCUCCUCUCUCGGCAUCUUCAACGGCAUCAUCGCGGCAUUCUCGGAGAAAUAGGCAUUCCAAUCAGUCGCGGUUGUCUGUUGAUACCGAUCGCACAGAGUCGCAAUCUCCAGAUCGCCCGCAACAUGUCUAUGUGGAAAUGCAAGAGAUCGGAAAUCCCGGCCACCAAUCCUGGCAGUUGAAGAACAUGUCGACUACGGGUAUUGUCACUGGACUAUCACCAGAGUUCGAUGGACAAUCCGUUUCACGGCCACAUUCGAGCAUGAGCAAACACCAUUCGACGAGAAAGUCCAAGGAUCCUUUGAUGGAGCGGUAUCUUUAUCAUGCAAGACCAACAUCACCUACAACUUCCAACGUCCCCUCGUCGGCCUCGAAUCACCGUCCAGUCUCUCGGCAGCAUCAUUAUCACCAGCACAACCACCACUACGGAUCCGACCGGGAUCGAGGAGCUCUGAGUGAUAUGAGCCCCUCUGCCAUUGAGGCGAUGCGAUCAAAAGCAGGAUCCAGGGCAGCAGGCACGAUCCGUGGCGGUACGACUAUCGGGGGAAGCGGCGAUGCAUCCAGCAUAUACGGUACUGAGGCUUCAGCAGCAGACGAGCACAACUACCUUGCGCCAUUGCCACCAUUCCAGCAAGGACCCGCAUACACGAGAGUACCAAAGCGCAAGUUCUGCAAAUGGUUCUUUGGAGGAUGUCGGUGGUGGGUUUUGCUCCUUGCGAUCCUCAUCCCUGCUGGAAUCAUUGCCGCAGUUACUACUUUUUUGCUGCACAAGCUCACAGUAUGCGUGGCAAUCGAUCCCAACACAGUCGACCCUUUGGUCUAUGAGAUCGACCCAGAUUCCGUCCGUGGCAUCUCUCUCGAAUAUCAAACCCGGACAAGAGGGAAUAUCAAUAUUAUAGAUUCACCCAAUACGACCGAGACCCGUGUGUUGUUGAAGCUGCAGCGACAAUUUUACAAGAUGACGCGACAGGACCUGGUUGGCUUUCAGGUCGAGGUGCUCUCGAACAACACCCUGCGCUACGUACUCAAUGAUGCGGCUGAUCGCCAUCGAGAGUUCUUUAUGUCGACAGUUUUGUGCUCAAACUCGAUUUUGACGAUCGAGAUGCCGAGGACUGUUCCUGGUCGGUCGGAAUUGUCCGUGGAUGCUAUGAUUGAUCAGCAGGACGUCUAUGUGAACCUGGACGAAAAUGUGCGCAGAAACACGACCUGGCGGUUCAGGGGGAUCAGCAACCACAACAUGUUUGUUCAGUCGCUGAAUAUCAACGCACUUUCGAUUUCGUACACGGCAAAUUCACCUUCGACUGUAACGCUCGCAUCUGUCAUUGUACAGGACCGACUCUCGGUCGUGAGUGUCAGCGGCGACAUCAAAGCCUCUGUCGGAUUCUCCUCUCCCCUCUCACUCACACCUCCCUCCUCAUCCAAUUCCACCAACAUUACUUCAACAGCACCCUCGACCGUGAAUUUGAACACCCUGGACGGGCAAAUUCAACUGGACAUGAAAGCCUGGAACCAAUCAUUAACUUUCCAAGUCAACGCUCCGGAAGUCCAACUCUCGAAAGCUGGGGCUGUUAUUCUACCGUUCGGACAGCGCAAUGGCACGACCGUGAACGCGAAUGGGUUGGUGGCGAAUGCAGGCCCGAAUGCCGUCUCGGGAACUUAUCAACCUGCAGAAUUCAGAGAUGCGCAUUACUCACAGCCACCGUACUCUUCUACGAGUGGCACUGCAACUGCUACCGGUACUGCCACCGGAACGCGUACGGCCUCGACUGCGACUGGAAUCUUGUCGAGAACUACCACCAAGACCGUAUCAACCACUGGGUCUGCCAAGACAGGAACAGCAACUUCGACGGCGACGACGACGGCAACACCAACGGGUUCUCUCGCACCUCCUCCAGGGCCUACUUUAGGCGCUGGCGGAUCAAAUGUACCGGCGCAAUUCAUAAUUCAGGCUAACAAGAACGUUGUUGUGAAUUUCCCUUAG